AUGAAAUCUCUAGGAGACAUACAAGUCACCAUCGCACCACACACAAGUUUGAACUCAUCACGUGGUGUGAUAUCUGAAAUCGAUUUGAUGUCUGAGGACGAAUCCGAUAUUCAGAUCGGCCUCUCAGACCAACGUGUCACUGCUGUCCGACGAAUUUCAAUCCGUCGAGAUGGCAAGUUGAUACCAACUAAACACCUUAUCCUCACCUUUGGAAAACCGUCAUUGCCAUCUUUUGUUACGGCAGGCAAUUUACGCUGUUCAGUUCGCCCAUAUAUUUCAAACCCACUGUGUUGCUUUAAAUGCCAGCGGUUUGGACACUCACAAACAUCCUGCCGAGGUAAAAGCUUAUGUGCACAGUGUGGAAUUGAAGGACACCAGAGUACUGAGUGCACCAGUACUCCACGCAGUGUAAACUGCAACGAUGCCCAUCCUGCCUACUCUCGGAAAUGCCCUGCAUGGCAGAGAGAGAAAGAGAUUCAGUGGGUGAAAACUGUAAACAAUCUAUCCUAUCCAGAGGCUCGACGCAUAGUCAGUCCAAGUGCUCCUUUAAAACAGAAGACUUUUGCAGCUUCUUUGAAGUCUACAAAGUCAUGUGGGGUUCAAACUGAUAUCUCUGUCUCCCCAAGCGAAUCUCUUACUCACCAUGCGAAAUGUUUAAUACUCCUGUCUAAACAAACACCAGAAAAGGAGAUCACAAAAGGAAAAACACCCCUGCCUAAAACGGGUAAUUACAAGAAACCUGGGUUCUAA
Messenger RNA from Centruroides sculpturatus (bark scorpion), 750 nucleotides. RefSeq lists its product as uncharacterized. The coding region runs from base 1 to 750 and encodes 249 amino acids. The record is from RefSeq and is a predicted model, not a curated record. Gene Ontology annotation, molecular function: zinc ion binding; nucleic acid binding. Lineage: Eukaryota; Metazoa; Arthropoda; Arachnida; Scorpiones; Buthidae. The transcript has a single exon.